This is a messenger RNA of Paramecium octaurelia, 559 nucleotides long. The record is from the annotation of a GenBank genome assembly. NCBI's taxonomy places the organism in Eukaryota, Ciliophora, Oligohymenophorea, Peniculida, Parameciidae.
CAAAUGUCUAUUAAUAUGGAUGAUCUAAAGAAAGUCAAUGUAGAUACACUUACAGCUAAGGAAAAAUAAAAAUGUUAUGAGGCUUUUGUUGCAUUUGAUAAAAAUGUAUCAGGAUAUAUUGAGAAAGAUGAGUUGAGAGCAGUUUUAGAAGGUAAACAUACCUAACAGCUUAGAAAUGGGACAGAAGCCAUCAGAAGAAGAAUUGAUUAAGAUGAUUAACGAAGUAGAUUUAUCAGGAAGAGGAGCCAUUAGCAAAGAGGAUUUCUUAAAAAUUAUAGCAUAUCAUAAAAUGAUACUAUAGACUAGUGACGAAGAGGAUAUAAGUAAAUUUUAAAUUAAACCUCCAUAGAACUUGCAUUUAUAGCUCUGGGAGGUAAUGAAGACAAGACUGGUUCUGUUGAUAGAUAAAAACUGAUCAAUGUUAUAUAAAAUGAGUUUAAUCUUUCAAUAGAUUUAAAUGUAAGAAAUACUAAUUGUAUAUUAGAGAUUGAUAAAAGAACUGUCUCCAAACCAAAAUGAGUUGAAAUAUGAAGAUUUUCGUAAUUUACUGUAAAACUGA